AUGAGGCAGUUUAUACAACAGCAGGUAACGAAAGUUCAAAUAUCAGUGGCAAAAAUAUAUUUUAAUAACAAUUAUGAGAAGCGUGGUUUUUUUAAAACAUGGUUUUUCACUAAAAAUAAUACCAAAUCAGAAUACUUCCGAAUUUUCUGGUUAUUAACAGUAAUGGGAUCUAUUGUUACAACCUAUAUAAUGAUUACAAAUCAAAUUAAUCGUUUCUAUAAUAAUCCAACAGUAAUGAGUUUAGAUCGUGAUUAUAGAGCAUGGAAUGGAACUUUACCUGGUUUAACAUUAUGUUAUCAUGAUAAAAUGGAUAUAUCGAAAGCUGAUGACUAUAUACAAGAGAAAUGGAAUAUAACACCUAAUGAUAAUGAUUAUUCUUAUUUCUUAGAAUUUUUAUAUGCUGUUGUUAAUUCUACAGCAUAUAAUUAUGGUGAUUUAGUAAAAUUUGCUGAAGAUGAACGUUUCGAUGAUAUUAAUUUAUAUGAGAUUGUAAAAUUAAUUGAUCGAUCAUUUCUUCAGGAUCUAACAACAUUUCGAAAUAAUGUUAAAGUUCAUGUAAUAAGGGUGAUGACAGAACGAGGAAUGUGUUAUGCAAUAAAUGCUCCGAUGGCAAAAAUGUUGUCAGAAAACAAUAAAAAUAUUCAGAACAUUGAAAAGUCAAUACUAUGUGAAUAUGGGAAACAUCAGUGCUUUAUAAAAAUGGAUAUUUUUGACAGUGUUGGAACAAUUGAAGUUCAUUCCCCAUACGAAGUUUCAGCUAGCGAUGCUGGAGUAGGUGCAAUCGAAAUGAUAAAAGCAAAUGAAAUCUAUGCAUCCUAUAAAGUUACAGAAACAUUUGCAAGUGAAACCCUUAGAGACUUAGAUCCUGAACAAAGAAAAUGUGUUUUCUUUGAUGAACCAACAUCAGGAUUGAAUAUUUAUAGUAAAACAUUGUGCUUGGCGCGUUGCCGUGCAGUUAUGGCACUUGAAAUGUGUAAUUGUGUACCAUUUUUCUAUCCUUUUGUGGAUGGAAUAAGAUGCAAUCCUGCAGGAUUUGAAUGUUUAUUAGAUUUUAAAUGGCCAAUUUGGGCACUUCAUAUUUGUAAAUGCCCAAGCACAUGUACGGAACAUGUUUAUUCAGUUCAUUCAAUAAAAACAAAUCCUUGGAGUGGAACAACAACUGAAAAUUCUAAAAUAUCAUCAAGCUUUAGAUGGGAUAUUGUACCACCAAAAGUUCGUAUGAGACGUGAUGUUGUAUUCAGUUUUGAGGAUUUAUUAGUAUCAGUUGGUGGUGCAAUAGGAUUAUUUCUUGGCGCAAGUAUAUUAACAUUGGUUAAAAUUGGAAUCAUCUCACUGCAAUGGUUUAUAGAAAAUUUCAUUUUAUUAAUAACAAAGAUGAAAAAUUGUUCAUUAAAGAUCCGAAUAAGAAAACGAAAGCCAAAGAUAACUGAACAAAAUAAUUAA
Molecule: messenger RNA, 1443 nt
Organism: Condylostylus longicornis
Lineage: Eukaryota; Metazoa; Arthropoda; Insecta; Diptera; Dolichopodidae
Product: acid-sensing ion channel 5-like
Exons: 9
Coding region: 1-1443 (480 amino acids)
Biological process (GO): sodium ion transmembrane transport
Cellular component (GO): membrane
Molecular function (GO): ligand-gated sodium channel activity
Source: RefSeq, a predicted model, not a curated record